AUGACAGUUUGCAUGUCUCUGACAAGGUAGUACUGUUUGUUAUCUUCGAGCGAUUCUGACGGAGACAGAAGCGAGUCAGAACAAGUGAGAAUUUCCCCGUCUGAAAGAGAAGAAGCUUCCUUAGUCAUGAAGUUCUUCGGAUUCUUCGUGCUGCUGUUGGUUGUUUUGACUGCGAACAGUGUCUCGGGCCACCAUCAUCAUCGCGAAGUCCACGCGGAUGACAAGAAGAAAGGAGAUCCGGUGGACCAAGUAAAAAGAUACGCGCCGAGUGACGACAACGACAACGACAACGACAACGUGGUGCUCACCGUAAGUGAGAAGAACAAGAGAAGCCCGAAGGGCGAGGAAACGAAGAGCGGUGUACCUUUCAGCGAGAGAAGGUUGGAGAAGAUGUUGGAGAAGGCUAUCCUAAAAAUAAUCACCGGCGAUUUGAGCACCGGUGACAUGUUGCUGCUGAAAAGUUUGAAUUACAGUCUAGAGGAGGUUCUGGCGAUUCGCGAGAGGGAGCUGAGUAAAAAGAAGGACGAGGAAUUGAGGAAAAAGGAGAACGCCAAGUCUUGGGCGAAAGUGUCGUACGAAGAUGGAGAGAAGAAGAGUAGAAAUUGGAGUAAAAAGUCCAUGGAUCGUUCCUCGUCGAGGAAUCCCGAUUUCGAGAACGUCAAACGAGAAGGUAAAAAGAAUCGUCACGUGGACAAAUCGUCACCGUCUUACAAGGACUUCGACUUCGAAGCGUAUAAUAAACAAGCGAUCCUCGAUUACGAGAAUUUGCCCUCCAACAUGGAGUUUCAACAGCCCUGGUCGGAAUCAACGGCUGUUGACUACGAAGAGGCUACUGAGACUUCCGAGGAACAGGAUGCCGCGAACAAUCUCCAUCGUGACUUUGACAAAGCUAUGGAGCCUCACGUGGUCUUCAAGAUCCGAUACGACGACUCUGAGUUCGACUCUAGCUCAGGUUCCGACGAAAGCAACAAAAAUCGUCUUAGAACGUUCAAACAUCACGCCUCCUCGACGAUACGGCACACGACUUCGAAGAAUGCUGGCAAUUCCUUUCAUGCGUCGACACCAUUACCGAUGUCUUCAACUACUGCUGCUACUGUUCCUGUGGUUUACCAACUGAGCAACACCAAUGCAAGGAGUAACUAUCUAACGAACAACGAUUAUUCUACAACCACGUAUUCGACAACAUCGAGUAGUACCACUACUACGGAGAGUACUGUUGCAUCAGACGAAAUGUUGGAAGAUAAAAAUGACACAGAUAUCGCUAGCGUUACGAAUACUACUGACAAAAUGGAAGUUUCAAAAAGUGGAGAGAAACUCAGUGAGAAUAAGAGAAUCAGUGAAUACGAGGGACUCGAAUGGGUCGAAGACGACGUUUACAGGGUAAUCCCUGAAUUUGUGGAUUCCCUUGGCUUCGAGAACACCGAAGAGAACGAGACGUCGGACUAUGAAGACUCCAGUCACGAUUCCCGACUAAAUUGGAACAUAGAAGAGUACGAGAAUGACACGUCGGGCUACCUAAACGACACUCCCGAUUCUGUCAAGCUUUUCGUGGCGAACAACAACGUGUCCUCUGGUAGCCUUCCAUUGGCCAAUUUGUCGUCCUACCUACAAUUAGCCAUUGCUCAUAGACGAGGCCAGGGUGAGAAAGCCAUCGAGGACAUCAAGACACGCGUCCUGGCCCUCACCGGAAGAUUCAACAACCUCAGCACCGACGCCAAUCAGGUUCAACGCGAACGGCUCGCUAUGUUUUCACCAACUUGUCAAAUUCCACGAAAUACGGAUCAGGACGCCUGGACGGACGCGUUCUCCAUGAAUAUGCAUUUUCAAUUGAACCUGACUUCUAGCGAUCACGUCGUCGCUGCUAAAUUACGAAUAUUCAAAUUACCACAGGAGAACGUGACGUCCUCCUCGGAAAGCACGUUCGACGAGGAAGAGGAAGACGAAAAGAAGAUUAGGAUAUCAGUCUACUAUUACACGAAAACCUUGAAGAGGCACCGAGCGAAGAAACGUUUGAUGGACUCGGUGGUGACGCCUCUUACAUCCAGAGGUACCCAUCUGGCGUUGGAUGUGAGGCAGGGUCUCCGAUUCUGGAGACUGAAUCCGCGGAACCCUCAUGGAAACGGAAGUAACCACGGCCUGGUGAUACAGGUUGAAGAUCAGGACGGCAGGCCGCUGAAACCGGCUCUAUAUAUUCAGCAACCGUCUUGCGCGGAUCAGGACUCAGAACAGAAGGCAUACCAGCGAGUACCUGCACUCUUCGUACGAGCCUGUACUCGUUACGUUCGCAUCGUAAAUGGAAAAAUGGAGACGUACGUCAACUGCAGGCAUUAGAGUAAAAGAAAAGAACACUUAUACACCGUGAGAAAGUAGACAAUCAUUCACAUCGCACUUCGCACUCUUCGAGACGAGAAUUUCUGCGAAGACUAUUAAACACCGUCCUUCAACGGUUGUUCGGUUCAAACACGCACAAGUGUGGAAUAUUUUUAUAAAAAGAAUAUAUUGUCACUGAGACGCGACUACACAUGCCUAGGUCAAUCAUAGUUACUUUGUAAAUUUGUUAAAAUGUAAAAAUCGAUGUAUAAUCGAGCCUGUUGAAUUCACUAUCGUGCUGAGCAAAAAUUUCAAUAUUUUUUAUACAAAAAUCGUAUCGACGAUUUUCUAGGAAUUUCUAUCCGCUAAGAGCGUGGAUCAUAUAUGAAAAUGAUAGACGCGCUCGCGCCAGUCUUAAUUAAUUAAUUUUGUGAAAGUGAUGGAGCGAAAAAAAGUUACGAUCGCGGUGAGAAAGCGUGUACGAACAGUAAAAGUUCUUUCAUAGACUGUUUUUUUAAUUUAACUUAAAGACGGGGUGCCGUGUUAUUUAAGUGCAGUAGCGGUAAGU
Heterotrigona itama is the source of this 2878-nucleotide messenger RNA. The record is from the annotation of a GenBank genome assembly. NCBI's taxonomy places the organism in Eukaryota, Metazoa, Arthropoda, Insecta, Hymenoptera, Apidae.